CAUCUAAAACUGUUUCCUAUUGAAGCAAAGGAAUAUUAGUAUCUUUCUUCCUUUCUAAUGGCGCCUACGGCUGGAUCUCAUGAAGAUGUUAAGGUAGUUCUCAUUGAUACUCGGUACGUUCAAACUGAUCCCCUCAGCUUCAAAUCUGUAGUUCAAAAGCUUACAGGCAAGGAUUGUUGCGUUGCAUGGAUAGAGGAGAGUUCAUUUUCCGGUUUAAAACCCGAAACAAAGGUUGCAGCUGAGAGGCCAUGGGGCACUGCCACGCCGGGCGUCGGCUCUGGCGGUGCUUCCGUGUUAACCAAGGGUUAUUCUUUUAAAGAUUUGGAUAGAAUGAUCUUGGAGGCGCCGCCGGUAGACGAGUUGAAAUGGUUCUGGACUGACUAGCAAAACAUUUUCUUUCUUUUCUUUUUUUUCCUACUUGAUAAUUAUUUGAUGUCCCGAAAAUAUUUUUUUU
Molecule: messenger RNA, 454 nt
Organism: Hibiscus syriacus
Lineage: Eukaryota; Viridiplantae; Streptophyta; Magnoliopsida; Malvales; Malvaceae
Product: VQ motif-containing protein 1-like
Exons: 1
Coding region: 58-384 (108 amino acids)
Source: RefSeq, a predicted model, not a curated record